AUGCGGAACAUGCCAGUUGCAAUGACCACUAUCGCCAUCAUCGCGGCGGCGAUGCUGCCGGACGCGGCGGCGCCGGCCUGGGCGCAGGAUGGAGCGGAGACCGAACGGUUCGACUGGCCGUCGCACAAUCUCGACCUGUACGGCAGCCGCUACGCCGCGAUCGACCAGAUCGACACGUCCAACGCCGGGCGGCUGGAGCUCGCCUGGUCGGUCGAGAUGGAACGGGAGCACGUCAUCACGCAGGUCACGCCGAUCGUCGUCGACGGCGUCCUGCACUUCAACGACGCGGCCGGCGCCGCCUUCGCGCUCGACGGAGCGACGGGCGAGCGGCUCUGGACGAGCGACUUCGAUCCCGACUCGAUCUCGAAGCGGGUCAUCCGCCCGCGCGGCCCGGGUUACGGCGGCGGCCGGCUCUACCCCUUCUAUGGCACGACGAUCUUCUCCAUCGACCCGGCGAGCGGCGAGCCCGACCCGGCGUUCGGCGACGGCGGGCGGAUCGACAUCGUGGCGGCCGCGCUGCACUACAAGAUGAUGGCGCCGCCCGCGUACCACGACGGCACGCUGUACGCCGGCGUCGGACUCUCGGACCAGCACAUCCCCGGCGGGCUCGUCAUCGCGGCCGACGCCAGGACCGCGGAGAUCCGCUGGGUCUUCAACACCAUUCCGCAGCGGCCGUCCGACGAGGGCUACGACGUGGCGCGGCCGACCUGGGGCGACGGCCUGCGUGCCGGGGGCGGCGUCUGGACCGUGCCGGCGAUCGACCCGGAGCUGGGUCUGGUCUACGUCAACGCCGGCAACCCGUCGGCCGACUACGACGGGUCGGGGCGGCCGGGGAUGAACCUGUUCACCAACGCCACCAUCGCGCUGCGCAUGGACACCGGCGAGAUCGCCUGGUACUACCAGGCCAUUCACCAUGAGGUGUGGGAUAUCGACCACGUGACCGGGCCGAUCCUCUUCGACGCGACGCGCGACGGCCGGACGGUGCGCGGCGUGGGGGCGGGCGGCAAGAACUGCCUGAUGUAUAUGUGGGACCGGGCGACCGGCAAGCCGCUCAAUCCGAUGGUCGAGACGGCCGUGCCGACCGAAACCGACGUGCCGGGCGAGCAGAUCUGGCCCACCCAGCCGUUCCCGUACACCGCGCGCGGCGUGCCGAUGGAUCCAUUCUGCGCCACCUAUCCCAUCGUGACCGACCCGGCGGACCAGCAGUGGGUGCGGCAGCUCUACACGCCCUAUUCGAUGACCCACGGCUACAUCGUGGCGCACGGCGGGUCGAGCUGGGGGCCGCCGUCGUUCUCCCCGCGCACGGGGUUGCUGUACAUGACCGGCAAGGACGGGUCGAUCGCGCUGACCGUGCGGCCGGUCGGCGAUUCGAUAGAGGUCGGCCAGGGGCGCGGCGGCAUGACGUCUCAGGUGGGAUCGAAGCGUGACCAGAUGCCGCCGGAGCUCACGCUCACGGCGUACGAGCCGGGGACCGAUACGGGCCAGUUCUACGCCUUCGACGCGCGGACGGGCGAGCAGCUGUUCGAGUACGUCAGCGACAAGCCGGUGCGCUCCAGUCCAAUGACAUAUCAAGUGGACGGCCGGCAGUACAUCGUGGUGGUCGCCAGCAACGAGAUCCUGGCGUUCGCCCUCCCGGCAUCCUGA
Molecule: messenger RNA, 1644 nt
Organism: Geodia barretti
Lineage: Eukaryota; Metazoa; Porifera; Demospongiae; Tetractinellida; Geodiidae
Source: the annotation of a GenBank genome assembly